Molecule: messenger RNA, 1724 nt
Organism: Gamsiella multidivaricata
Lineage: Eukaryota; Fungi; Mortierellomycota; Mortierellomycetes; Mortierellales; Mortierellaceae
Exons: 1
Coding region: 153-1367 (404 amino acids)
Source: RefSeq, a predicted model, not a curated record
CUUCCCUACCCGCCCCAGGUCCGCCCUCCUCCCAUCCUCAUCUUCACCCUCAUCCUCAUCCCUCCGCAACCACCUCCCUGCUCAACAGUAGAAAGAGCGACCGGAAUUUCCCCACUAGCAACUCCAUUGCGUGCUUGUCGCGACUCUUGAUAAUGACAUCGACAACUUUGCUCACACUUCCGAUCGACAAGUCUUUCUUAAAAUCGUCUCUUCGGAAGAUGAUUAUACCCCUCACAUAUACCCCUAGCUCAGAGGUACUCCUUAACGCCGCAUCUGAGAGCCCAUCGGCCAUCCCUUCAAAUGUAACGCACUCCUCCCUUCGCCCCUCCACCCCUCUCUCCCCUCUGCUCCGCAAGCACCGUCCAGUAUCCAUUGUCAGCCCUCGCUCCAUCUGGACCGCCCUCGCCUUCGCAUGUAUCACCCUUCUCACCGUCAUGUCCCCUUCCGCAGGGGUUGAUGCCGCCCCCGCGAAAAAUAUCCCUGCGCCCAACAACUUGGCCAAAGCCAUGUCCUUCAGUCUCUCCGAGACUUCUGCACUCCCUCUCCAACUCCAGAUCGAGGCCCAAGUCGCAGGUAAACAACAAUUGGCCUACCUCCCCACAACUGGCCCCAGCCUGGACUUUUACUACCUUAACUACCGUCCGACCUACAUUGCCAGCGAGUCCAAGAUCGACUUCUGGAUGCUGACACCCAAGGAUACCCCUGCGCCCAAGACCGCAUCUCUAGAACUGUACGACGAAUACGGAAAGAUCCAUCUGGUUACCUUGGUCCCCGAGGGAACCGAGAUCCCGCAGGCGAUCGCGAACAAGAACGAGCCCUUUCUUUGGAAGUCCUGGGCUAUCCCCAAGACCCUCAAGGCUGACUUUGAUUUCUCGGAAAAGUUCAGGGUGGUCCUAAAGACCUCGGACUCCAAGCCUGCGCACGCUGUCGUGAACAAUAUCAACAAGCGUUUCGACUCGAUCUUUGAAUUGCUGGCCCGCGCGAAGAACAAGCACAUCCCUACUGGAGACAAUGCCAACGCCCUGAUGUCCUUCACCAGCCCGGACGAUCGUGCUGCCGUGGCCCAGGAUCGCCAGUUCCACAUCAGGGGCCUGAAGGCCACGCCCGGUGGUAAGUCCAAUCCUGCCAAGUUGCGCGUCAACAGCGUCGCCCCUGCUGCCAGCCAGGUAUCUGGUGUUUCAACUGCCAUGGCCGGCGUGUCCUCUCAAGGCGUAAGCUCGAAUGGAAGCGAUAUUAUCACCAUCACGCCUCUGUUGAACAAGUACAAUGGCGAGAAAAAGGCAUCCGCCGUCGCGCCCACCAACACAAAUAGCCAGACCUUCGUGACGCUGGCAGCCAUGGUCGUUGCUCUCCUUCUUGCCUUGUAGAUAUCUGUUCCAUACCUUUUCAUGCCACCUUUCCAUUUUUCAUAUCCAUCAGAGAAUUUUAUCUGCUACUGCCUUUACCCAUGUACCCUCAUGCCUUGACGCAUUUACCUACUAUACUAUAUCUUCUUCAUUUAGCAGCAAUAAUGAUAUUCGUUCCAUGCUCGAAUUAAUGGUGUAUUUCAAGUUUUGUACAAGGCGGAAAUGUUGGCGCAGGAACGAGAAAAAGAGGGAAUAUGACAAGGACUACGCUUUCGUAGUUUGAUGUACAAAACUUUACAUUUCUACUUCACGAGAGAAUGUAUGAAUGAUGAAGAAGGGACGCGUCGAGUCCCUCAAAAAAAAAAAAAAAAAAAAAAA